Messenger RNA from Solenopsis invicta (red fire ant), 442 nucleotides. Its product is annotated as epidermal growth factor receptor-like. The transcript is spliced from 2 exons. NCBI's taxonomy places the organism in Eukaryota, Metazoa, Arthropoda, Insecta, Hymenoptera, Formicidae. The annotation marks the transcript as partial. The record is from RefSeq and is a predicted model, not a curated record.
CCUUUUAAGCAUUUACUUUCAGGUGCAAUAAUUAAAAAAUAUAUUCGGUCUCUCUAUGCCGUCAGUGUGACAGAUUUCCUAACCUCACAAACGUCGUUAUUUAAUACUUCAUAACUUUUUACCCGCUUGAGAGCGACGAUUUUUUCUUUCAGAUUCUUAAUGUAUGUUUCAAAAUGAACAAAUAUGUAAAAUUUUAUCAAAAUCAGUGAGAAGGACCGUCUCCUUCAUAAUUACCAUAUUCACAACCAUGAGUUCGCCCUCUUCGUUACAAUGUGUCAAAUGCACAACCUGGAGAUGCCGUCCCUUAGAGAUAUACUCAAUGGAAGCGUGGGCAUGUACAACAACUACAUUCUCUGUCACAUGAAGACUAUUAAUUGGGAGGAAAUAAUCACAGGCCAAGGCGGAAAAUACUUUUACUUGUACAAUUUUACAUCGCCAGAAC